CACAAAUACACCUUGUCAUGCAAGCGGGUUUGUCAGAGGAGACCUGGCCCUUCUGCACAGAGGACUAGUCUGGACUUAAAUGGAGUUCACCCUCUCCAAAGCUCCUGAUGGAGCGGACCCUGCAGCAGCAGUCCCACCCGGAGGUUUGCAGCCUCGUUCUGUGACAGAACCUGCAGAUCCAGAAAAGAAGGAUGAACACAAGGGUCAGCCUAGAUGCCCUACAGGACCUGGAGGAGGACUGCAGGAAAUGCAUUCAUUCGAUAGCUCUCCAGACAGCGACAGUGAUGAUGAGGAUAUCGGCAAUAAAAACAAGAAGAAGAAGCUGAAGAAAAAGAAGAAAAAGAAAGACUCCAGUUCAUCUUCAUCAUCAUCAUCAUCUUCCUCCUCUUCUUCCUCUUCCUCCAGUUGCUCCUCUGACAGUGAGAGUGAUAGUGAGGAUGACAAGAAAAAGAAGAAGAAGAAGGAAAAGGAUAAAGGAAAAGCAUAUAUCUGGGACAGUGUUGUAUCUCAGACAGGUCCUGAUGGCCAACUGGACCCUGUGGCUCUAGAAGAGCUGAGGAUGAGCUCGGGUUUCAGCUCAUCAGAUGAGGAGGAUGACAAGAAGAAAGAGAAGAAGAAAAAAAAGAAGGACAAGAAGAAGAAGAAGAAGAAGAAGAAAGAUUCCUCUUCCUCAUCUGACAGUUCAUCCUCUGAUAGUGAUGAUGACAAGAAAAAGAAAAAGAAGAAGAAAAAGAAAAAGAAGAAGAAGAAGAAGAAGAAGGACUCCAGCUCGUCCUCAUCAUCAUCAUCUUCUGACAGUGAUGAUGACAAGAAGAAGAAGAAGAAGAAGAAGAAGAAAGAUAAGAAGAAAAAGAAAGACAAGAAAAAGGAUUCCAGCUCCUCGUCUUCAUCCUCUGACAGUGAGAAAGAUAAGAAGAAAAAGGCAAAGAAGAAGAAGAAAAAGAAGAAGAAGAAGAAGGAUACCAAAAAGGAUGAGGAGCAGAAGAAGCCUGGUAGCGCCGCUGCUCUUUCAGCUGCAGGGGGUGAGAUUGAAGGACCAAGUGCUGACGGAGAUGAAAAGAAAGAUGGCGAUGAUGACAAGGCCAAAAAGCUUAAAGCAGCAGAUAAGAGUAAACUCUCCUCGACAUUCACUGGAGGAGAUGAGGCAUGCCCUGAUGGGAUUGAGGAAGGUCACCUGAGUGAUGAUGAGUGUGAAGGAGAAGAGAAGAACAAAAAGAUGAAGAAGAAGAAAAGUGAUUCCUCCAGCUCCUCCUCCUCCUCUUCAUCUGACAGCUCCUCUUCAGACAGUGAAGAUGAGAAGAAGAAAAAGAAACCAAAGAAGAAGAAAGAUAAAGAUUCAAGCUUUUCUUCGUCUUCAUCCUCCUCUGAUAGUGAAGACGAAAAAAAGAAGAAGAAGAAGAAGAAAAAGAAGAAGAAGAAGAAGAAGAAAAAGAAGAAGAAGGCAAUGAAGAAGAAGGAUAAGGAUUCAAGUUCCUCCUCUUCUUCUGAUAGUGAGGAUGAAAAGAAAAAGAAGAAGAAAAAGAAGAAGGAUAAGGUUUGACAUUACCCUGAAAAAUUUAUCUUUUUUUCUGUUUUAAAGUGCACUGACAUAAAUCUUUUUGUCUUCCCUUAACAGGAUUCAAGUUCAUCUUCAUCCUCCUCUUCUGAUAGUGAGGAUGACAAGAAGAAGAAAAAGAAG
Melanotaenia boesemani (Boeseman's rainbowfish) is the source of this 1678-nucleotide messenger RNA. RefSeq lists its product as uncharacterized. The record is from RefSeq and is a predicted model, not a curated record. Bases 80 to 1540 code for a protein of 486 amino acids. Lineage: Eukaryota; Metazoa; Chordata; Actinopteri; Atheriniformes; Melanotaeniidae. The transcript is spliced from 17 exons.